ACCGUGAAGUGAGUCGGCCGGGUCUUCGCCGUGGCGCGGCGGCUUGGAUGGGUGCGGGCCUGUCAGCUGAGCGAGUGUUGGUUACAGUAAGCGGCGCUAAUGGGAGCUUCUGAACCGACUCCGCGGUUACACCCGCAGGUUAGCUAACAUUAGCCGCCUAGCAUCAGAGCGGCUCGCGGUGAAGUGUGUGCGGCAGCGGGAUUAUCUCCUUCCGCUCCUGGAGCUCUGCAGCUUUCAGAGCGGACACAGCAGAGUCCCCCACUCAGGUUCUGAGUGAAGGGCUUCUCUGGAUCCCACCUGUGCAUGCUGCAGCUCUCCUGAGGUUGCAGUUUGAGUGCUGCCCCCCCACCCCCACCCCCAGCUCCACCUGCCUCUCAUCAUGUCCUCCACCUCCUCUUCAUACUCCUCCUCAGGGGAGACCAGUCCGGAGGAUGUGCCUCGGGGCGGGGGUACCAUCCGAGUCUACCUCCCCAACAAACAGAGGACAGUGGUCAACGUCCGCCAAGGUCAGACUGUGUACGAGAGUCUGGAUAAAGCUCUCAAAGUGCGAGGCCUCAGCCAAGACUGCUGCGCCGUGUUCCGCCUCCUGGAAGGUCGUAAGAGACUGACUGACUGGAACACAGACAUCACUCCUUUGGUUGGAGAGGAGCUGCUAGUGGAGGUUCUGGACGACAUUCCUCUCACCAUGCACAACUUUGUACGGAAAACGUUUUUCAAGCUGGCCUACUGUGAUUUCUGCCACAAGUUUCUUUUUAAUGGCUUCAGAUGUCAGACAUGUGGCUACAAGUUUCACCAGCACUGCAGCAGCAAGGUCCCCACCGUGUGUCUGGACAUGGACACGGUGAGCAAGCGGUGUGACUCCAACUCCUGCACAGAGGACUUUCCUGUGAUAGUACUGCCAGAAAGUUCUCCAUCUCAGAGAAAUUUAGCCUUAACCCCAGAGCCUUCUGGAAUGGACCUCCUGUCUCCACCCUCGACCUUCCACUUUCCCGUAUCAGGAGGAGAAGGUCAGUCUCUGCAGAGGCACCGCUCCACAUCCACCCCCAACGUCCACAUGGUCAGCACGGUGGACCUCGCCAGUGUCAGCAUCAUUGAGGAAGCACUGAAGUUCAACACAAUAGGUCCCGAACCCUCACCCAAACCCUCCACCAGUCCGCCCUCUUUUCUUGGUUCUCCUGGGAAAAAGCCUCCGAAAUCCCCCUCCGAACACAAAGAGCGCAAACCUUCCUCGUCUGAUGACAAGAAAAAGGUGCAUCGAGGCAACAGGGACUCCAGUUACUACUGGGAGGUCCACUCUCGAGAAGUCCAGAUCCAGAAGAGGAUAGGCACCGGCUCCUUCGGGACAGUCUACAAGGGAAAGUGGCACGGCGACGUGGCCAUCAAGAUCCUGAAAGUGAAGGAGCCGACACCUGAGCAGCUGCAGGCCUUCAAAAAUGAAAUGCAGGUUCUACGGAAAACUCGCCAUGUCAACAUCCUGCUGUUCAUGGGAUACAUGACCAAGCCCAACUUCGCCAUCAUCACGCAGUGGUGUGAGGGCAGCAGCCUCUACCGCCACCUCCACGUGUCGGAAACCAAGUUUGACACCAUGAGGCGCAUUGACGUGGCCCGACAGACGGCGCAGGGCAUGGAUUAUCUCCACGCCAAGAACAUCAUUCACCGAGACCUGAAGUCAAACAACAUUUUUCUCCACGAGGGCUGGACCGUAAAAAUAGGAGACUUUGGUUUGGCCACGGUGAAGGCUCGAUGGAGCGGCUCUCAGCAGGUGGAGCAGCCCAGUGGAUCCAUUCUGUGGAUGGCUCCUGAAGUGAUCCGAAUGCAGGACAACAACCCGUACACGUUCCAGUCGGAUGUGUAUGCGUACGGCGUGGUGCUGUUUGAGCUCAUGUCGGGAACGCUGCCUUACUCCAACAUAAACAACAGAGACCAGAUCAUCUUCAUGGUGGGACGUGGGUACUUGUCUCCUGACCUCAGUAAGCUCUACAGCACAUCACCCAAGUCCAUGAAAAGGCUCAUCGUCGACUGCUUGAAGUUCAAGAGAGAUGAGAGGCCUCUGUUUCCUCAGAUCCUGGUCUCCAUCGAGCAGGUGCAGGACCUGUUACCAAAAAUCGAGCGCAGCCGCUCAGAGCCUUCGCUCCACCGGGCCGUCCACGCUGAAGACCUGAACCCCCUCCUGUUCCAGACCACCAGACUCAUGCCCCUUUAACCCCCCUCCCUUGUGGCACUGGUUCCCGGUCUGCCUCCAGGUCCAGAACUGCUGCCUGCAAGGCUCAGUUAGCCGGCAGGACCUAGCUGCACUCCUCUACGCCGGAGUGCACCUUUCCAAUUUUUAAAUUUUUUUUUUUUACAUUUUUUGUGUUUGCGGGAGGAGCAAAACAACUAAACCUCAUCUUAUCAGACUGUGAGCCAAGAUCUGCCCAGCAGGCCCAGGUCAGGCUGUGAGGAUCACGGAGGUUCCACCUUUGUGGCUGCAGAAGUUUGAAGCUUUGAGGUCACAGCCAGAACCUCCAACACCAGCAGGAGCCGCACACCCACUGUGCCCUGACUCUUUCCUCACGAUGGUUCCGGACAGACGUUCAGCAGAGCUCCAGCUGAGACCGACGGCAACUAUGCAAGUGUUCCCUCAACGCUUUUUUGAAAAUACUCGAGGAAAUGGGUACAGAGCUCCUUCUGUCUGUGGAGGAGGUCCACGACCAUCAAACUUAGAACUCUUCAUCUGGAGACCGGGUUUCUGGGGUGGUGUGGGGGAGGCAGCUGACGGCUUCGGUCAUGGAAGUCUCUGAGGUGACGGGAAUUCAGCUGUGAGGUGAUGGAGGUGUUGGCGCCGCGCUUCAUCAGAGGCUCAGUCCUGUGGCGGCUGCAGCUGCUGGUCUCCCGCGUUGUGAUGGUGCACGCCGCCUGAGCCACGACAAACGAAGAAGCACACGUGAAGCUGAGGAAGACCAGCAUUUGUUCCCGUUGGCUUUUGUGGAUUUUGGGGCAGCGUGUCGGGUGUGUUCGGCUCAGGUUGGUUCUGGUGGGACAGCCGCUCCUGCGAGCUCUAAAGUUCCCGGGACAAAGCUGGCAGGUUGAGAUCAGUUCGGUGUUUUGUUUUGUUUUUUCCCCCUCUGCUGUGCGCUGCUGCACAAACCUUCCUCUGUGGAGUCGGCUACAGCCAAGUAUUCAGAUUACACAGCUGUGACACGGUCUGUGUGCAGGUCAGUCUCUGUCUCAGAUGCAGCGUGGAACCAGCACCUCCUGCUGCAGGCAGGUGGACUUCAAUUCUGCCUUGAGCUCUGAGCAGGGCUUCAUUCAGCUGUGCUGGACCUGCAGCCCUGUCGGUUUGCCUGCGUGCUCAUGCAGACGCACGUUAAGCCCGCGCGCAUGCGCCUGCGUAGCCCCCUCCUGCCGGCUGUAGGUGUUUGCUGGUUUACAGGGCAGUAGGUCAGUGCCCCCACCCUCAGGCCAGGCUCCUGACCUUGCAGGUGUGUGGCCGUCUCCUCAGCGGGCGAGGUGUGAGUUCAAAAGAACACAAAAGCGCACCACUUCAUGCUAACUCCUAACUCUGCGAAGGGCUGGACUCCCUGACAAUUUCUUCGGUUCAUUCCAGGUCUGUGGGUUGGUGGGGUGGGGGUUAUGAUGGGGGCAAGACGAGACUGUGUGUUUAUUUAUUGAUUGUAGAUGCUUCGUCGUGCGGCGCUGUGGUGCGGUUCUUAAAUGUUCUUAAAGACACGGUACGUCUGCUCCUCCACGGCGCCCGCCACAAGGUUUCACUACAAAACACUCGUUUGCAGCAACACUUGAGAAAACUGUAGAGUAUUAUGUGGGGGGUUAAGGGGAUGAAACGGCUGUAGGAAGUUCUACUAAACAUCCCCGCAUCAUGAGCUCGUGUAACGGGGCGGGAACAAGUGCCACGGCCCCAGGAGCCCUGCCGAUGCUGCACGCUGCUGCACUACACCCAGAGGCCUGCAGGGGGAGCCGGCAGGGGAGGGGUGGCAGAGCUGCAAACCAGUUUCUUUUGUCUUUUCAUAUCUGUAGGUGAAUUGCAAUACUUGUGUGUAGGUCUGCGGUGUCAGGGGUGUUCAGUUUGCAAUAAAUGGUAUAUUCUGCUGUGUACAGUUACAUUUUUUUUUAAUUCAAAAAAUUGUACUUCUAUUUUUGUGAGACGUUUCACAAAGAACAAAUAAUUUUAAAGGAAAUCUUAGUACUUUUUGUCUUAAAAUAUUGAAGCAGGAUUUAUUCUUGAGAUAAAUAAAAUGGAUCUGUCUAACUA
Molecule: messenger RNA, 4249 nt
Organism: Oryzias latipes (Japanese medaka)
Lineage: Eukaryota; Metazoa; Chordata; Actinopteri; Beloniformes; Adrianichthyidae
Gene: araf
Product: A-Raf proto-oncogene, serine/threonine kinase
Biological process (GO): protein phosphorylation; MAPK cascade
Cellular component (GO): mitochondrion; cytosol
Molecular function (GO): ATP binding; MAP kinase kinase kinase activity
Source: RefSeq, a predicted model, not a curated record